Messenger RNA from Musa acuminata subsp. malaccensis (wild Malaysian banana), 1089 nucleotides. NCBI's taxonomy places the organism in Eukaryota, Viridiplantae, Streptophyta, Magnoliopsida, Zingiberales, Musaceae. The record is from RefSeq and is a predicted model, not a curated record.
UACUGACCUUACCUCGCUCGCGCGAUUAACGCACGUCGUUGCCUCCGUGCGUGCGUGUGAGAGAAGGCGAAGGUGCGGAGUAUUACUUUCUUCGGCCCGGCGACGGCGACGAGGAGGGAAACUCCUCAUCGCCUCUCGAGGCCGCUCUCAAAUUAGACCUCCGAGCCUGCGCUUCUAUUGUUACAGAGAGAAAGAUCGAGAUCGUGGCCGAGAUUGAGAGGGAGAGAGGCGAAUAUAAAGGGAAGGAAGAGGGAGAGGGGAUAUGGAGGGCUGGGAUCCGAGCACGAAGUCGGCGCUGACGCAGAUCCCGCUGUUGUCGACGCGGGCGGGGCCGCGGGAAGGGUCGGCGUGGACGCAGCGGCUGAAGGAGGAGUAUCGCGCCCUGAUCGCCUACACCACCAUGAACAAGUCCCACGACAACGAUUGGUUCCGCAUCUCCGCCGCCAAUCCCGAGGACACCCACUGGUCGGGCACCUGCUGGUACGUCCACAACCUCCGCCGCUACGAGUUCCAAGUCCAGUUCGACAUCCCCGUCACCUACCCCGCCACCGCCCCCGAAAUCGAGCUCCCCCAGCUCGACGGCAAGACCCACAAGAUGUACCGGGGAGGCAAGAUCUGCCUCACCGUCCACUUCAAGCCGCUCUGGGCCAAGAACUGCCCUACGUUUGGAAUUGCGCACGCCCUUUGCCUGGGCCUCGCGCCGUGGCUUGCCGCGGAGGUGCCGAUUCUUGUCGACUCCGGCGUUCUGAAGCACAAAGAUGAUGAGCCCUCCUUAGCCGGAUCUUGACGGAGAGAAUGGCAGCAUCCGGCAGCUCCAUGAUGUUGUUGUGCAUCGAAAGCUUGUGUGUGUGGUUCCUUUUCAUUUUUAUUUUUGUUGAACCCUGUUUGUUCCGUAAUUUGGAUCUGAUAGACAAACUAUCUUCUGCCUUUUAUUUCCUGUCUGAACUAUGCUGAGAUUAGGAGGGAAUAUGUGAGACGUUUAACACUUGGGGUUGGAUUGUGUUUUGCAUAUUCUUUUCUGGAAAUGCUGAACUGCCUGAAGCAAAACCAGCUUAAGAAUGUAAGAAAACGAAUGGCUCAUUCUUUUUA